Orbicella faveolata is the source of this 725-nucleotide messenger RNA. RefSeq lists its product as uncharacterized. NCBI's taxonomy places the organism in Eukaryota, Metazoa, Cnidaria, Anthozoa, Scleractinia, Merulinidae. The record is from RefSeq and is a predicted model, not a curated record.
CUGUACUAUAAUUCGUUUUGCAGAGAACGUAAUAGCACGGCGACCGCUCAAAUGUACCUCAGACUCUACAGAAGUUCUUGGGAAACACUGCUGCAGUUACAGGAAGCUUUUGAAAAUGGAACUUUGUUGAAAUCGCGCAUUGAAAUUCUCGACUGCUCAGCCAAUGAUGAUUCAUUCUGUCAUGUACCCACUAUUGAAGCAGCAACUAGCGGGCCUUACAGACUUCGCCUACAAGUCACCCACCUUGACAUAGAAGACACCAGUAUUUUAUUCGCCUACAAGAUCAUCUAUCGCCAACUGGGGAGCCCGUCCUGGAACGUUAAAAUUAGUCGAAGAAGUUUAUUUUCGCCAAGAAUUAAUCUCAUCAUGAGUUUCCUUAAACCGUACAGAAAUUAUACGGUGCGAGUAUUUCCUUACAGUCUUCUCGGGGACAGACUCGGAAGCAAGCUCAGAAUGUUUCAAACCACAGAGAAAGGUGAGCAAGGAGUUUUUUUAAAUUGUAUUAUUCAGUCAUAAUGUACAUCUACUUAGUCACUCUAUUCUCCAUUUUCCCAGAAUUCACUCUGUUUGCUCCCCAAAUCAACUUAUGUCGUGAAAUGCUCUUGGGAAUAUGCAGACCUCGAAAGCCGGCUGAUGUCGUUCCUUGAGGUUGAAUAGGCCUAGAAAAGGAAUACAUAUUAGCCUUGCCAGUCCACAUUUAAAGAAAACUGCGCUCACCGCGAGAG